AUGUUUAUUAUUUGGUUUAUUUAUCAAUUUUGGAUAUUCAUUCAAGGAACUUCAUUAGCUUUAUCAUUUACACGUGAUUUACGUAAUUUAACUAUUAUUUAUAAACCUAAUGCUUUCAUUUAUCACAUUUGUCAAACAUCACAUUCAAUUAAUUCUAAACGUAUACGUUGGCAUUAUGAAUCUUUACAUGAUUCAAAUAAUGAUAUAGAUACAUAUUGUAAACAUUUAUUUCAAAAUUUCGAUUGUUUUGACUUUUAUUAUGGACCAUCAAUAAGUGUAUUAGUUAUUAAAGAACCUGAUAUGUUUAUUGGAAAAUAUACAUGUCAAGUUAAUAUAAAUUCAACAUAUGAAAUAAAAUCUAUUGGUUGGAUUGAUGUUAAAUUACCUGUAAAUGAUAUCGAUGAAAAUGAACAAUCAAUGAAAAUUUAUAAUGAAAACGAAUUAGGAAAAUUAGCUAUGCAUUAUAAUGUACCAUUUAUUUUUGAUGCAAAUGAUUUAACAUCAUUUGGUAAACGAGUACAAUUAAAUGGUGUAUUUUAUACAGAAUGUAGAUCAAUAGAAAGUUUGUAUCCAAUUAAUUUUUUAUGGAUACAUUUACAGAAUACAUCGGAGAGAACGAAAAAAAUACGUUUUAUUCAACAUGAUGGAAAUCGAUUUAUUAUUCAAGAAAAUAAAUAUUCAAGUUCAUUGUUAAUAUCUUCAGUCGAUCAUUCCGAUGAUGGUGAUUAUGUUUGUAUAGCUUCAAAUGAUUUUGGUCGAUCAUUUUCUAGUAGACGUUCAUUAAUUGUCACUGGUAAGAAUUAA
Molecule: messenger RNA, 804 nt
Organism: Rotaria sp. Silwood2
Lineage: Eukaryota; Metazoa; Rotifera; Eurotatoria; Philodinida; Philodinidae
Source: the annotation of a GenBank genome assembly